AUGGCAUCCAUGGGCGGCCCUCCGCCCGGCGCCCAAGCCUUCUCCCCCCAGCAAAUCCAACAAAUGAUUGCCAUGGAAGCUCAGAAGCGCGGAAUGACCAUCCCUCAAUUUCAAGCCUUCCAACGACAACAGAUCGAGGCCGAAGCCGCCAAGGCGGGAAUGACCCCUCAGCAGUUCGUCCAGAUGAAGCAGGAAGAGGCAAGACAGCAGUUCAUGCGCCAGCAGCAGGCGAUGCAGCAACAACAGUCACAACAAGCACAGGGUGGGCAACCACAAGGACAACCACGAGGACCGCCGCCCGGUCAGCAAACCCAACAGAUCCCCUUGAACGCGAAGGUGGAGCCGAAGCCCGAGGCCCUGGCGGUUGCGAAGUUUCUACGCUCCCGGGAUUUGAAGACACGGACAUGUAUCUUUAAUGGCGAGAGGAAGGACAUGUUCAAAGUCAAACGAGCGUUCCGUGCCUUGAACUCCGACGCCUACAAGAAGGCUCAAAAGAAAAAUCCGUUACUACCCAAAGUCGAGAACGACGUUGACGCGCGAUCAGCUCUUCAACUUCUUCCCCUAUCCAUGCUUGCUCUGCGGGUUUCCAAGAAAGAUCCACACGAGGGACACAAUCACCCCAAACCCAAGAAAGAGAAACGGGUCAAGGGAUUGUGGGAAGUCAAGAUUGAACAACAACAGGACUUUGACCCGAUGAUGCAUUACGUCUGGCUGUACGAGGGGUCACAAUGGAAGGCUAAACUGUGGGCGGCACUGGUGUUGGUGCUGGUCUUCGCAGCAGUGCUCUUCCCAUUAUGGCCGCUCGUCCUGAGACAAGGUGUGUGGUACCUCUCGGUCGGCAUGAUGGGAUUGCUUGGCUUGUUCUUUGCCAUGGCCUUCUUCCGCCUGAUUCUCUUUGUUGUCACGUUCUUCCUGGCGCCACCUGGCCUGUGGCUCUAUCCCAACCUCUUCGAGGACGUCGGCUUUUUCGACAGUUUUCGACCGCUGUGGGGGUGGCAUGAGACCAAGGAGGACAUCAAGCGCAAGAAACAUGAGAAGAAAGCUCGGAAGGCUCAGAAAAAGCUUGCUGCUGCUACUGGUGGUGGUGGCGGUGAGCAAAAGGUGGCAGGCGUGGCGCAGGCGCCUUCGAAUGGGUCCGCGGUCACAUCUGCUGUUGAGCCUGCUGCCACGUCGACGGCGGCCAAGCGACAUGUUGCUCCGACUGUGGAGGAGGCUGAUGAUGAAUGA
Molecule: messenger RNA, 1227 nt
Organism: Fonsecaea erecta
Lineage: Eukaryota; Fungi; Ascomycota; Eurotiomycetes; Chaetothyriales; Herpotrichiellaceae
Exons: 2
Coding region: 1-1227 (408 amino acids)
Biological process (GO): post-translational protein targeting to membrane, translocation
Cellular component (GO): endoplasmic reticulum membrane; endoplasmic reticulum
Source: RefSeq, a predicted model, not a curated record